GAUGUACAACUUGGGAAUCGUCAUUGAGGAAAUUCGAAAUUGAUAAUAAUACUGAGAUUAUUAAGAGUGCGACAAAUUACCAAAUAUUUGUUUUACAUAAUAUCAUUUCUAGUCAACAGGACACAUUAAUGGCAUCUUUUGCACCAAAAGCUAAUGAUGGGCUCAAGGCAGCAUGCAAAAAGUGUGGUUAUGCAGGCCACCUGACAUUCCAGUGUCGAAACUUCAUCCAGGCAGAUCCAAACAAGGAAGUGUUAUUAGACGUCAGCAGCACCAGCUCGGACUCUAGUGAUGAAGACUUUGUGUCCCCACUUACAGAGGUCAAAAAAGAAAAGUAUGAAAGGGAUAAAGGUAAAAAGAUGAAGAGGCCUUCGAAAAAAAAGAAACGAGAACGAUCACGAUCACGGUCACCAGUCAAGAGGAAAAAGUCCAAGAAGCGCAAGAAUCACAAAGCUGACUCUGACAGUGACUCUGAAUAUAGAUCCUCAGAAUCAUCACACAAAACGAGGUCUGAAAAGUCCAAGAGGAGACACAGACACAGGGACAGUGACUUGAGCGACAGUGAAGUGAAACUGGAAAAGAAGCACAAAAGGAAACAGCACAAGAGAAGACAAGAUUCUAGUGAUAAUGAUUCCGAUUCACGGAGACGGCAGCGCAAGAAAUACGAAGACUCCAAGUACUUUGUCUCUUAUAAAGAGAUGAUGUGAAUUUAAAAAUGAAAGUCAUUGAUCAUCCUGAUAGAUAAAAUAAAAUCAUUUUCAAUUAAACU
Molecule: messenger RNA, 766 nt
Organism: Ostrea edulis (European flat oyster)
Lineage: Eukaryota; Metazoa; Mollusca; Bivalvia; Ostreida; Ostreidae
Product: protein SREK1IP1-like
Exons: 5
Coding region: 129-704 (191 amino acids)
Molecular function (GO): zinc ion binding; nucleic acid binding
Source: RefSeq, a predicted model, not a curated record